CAGAGAUUCGAGAACCACACAUAUUCUUGAUCUAAUGGUUUUACUUCUUGUACCAACCUUUCUCUUAAUCAUUUACUAAUACGCAUGCUCAUUCGACGGGCUGCACGACAACAAUGCUCAGCUGGGUGCUGAACCGCGGCGCAGCUUCUUCUGGCGCGUCCAGAGAACCAGAUGACACGCUCGCGGACAUAGACCAGCCCGAUACGCCCGCUCCCGUCUUUGCGGCUCGAGCCCUCAAAGCGGCCAUAUUUGGCACUCCUGCGCCCGCCCCAGCACAUACAAAAAACCACUCAAGCAAGAAUAGGCAUUCUUUAGAGCUACGAAACACAGAUACUGUCUCCGCCAGGAGCUCUACGGCAUCAGAAAUGCCGAUUAGCACACCUAGCAAGCAACCGCAAGGUAUUCUGCUCACGCCAGGUGUCGGGACAGCGCGCCGAAAACGCGUCUCCUUCGGUCGCGAUGUGGCCGCUGCCGACUCAGACAAGAAUACCACGUCGGAUGGCUUACUUUCGUCGCUCGCAACAUCAAGCCACGAAAUUAACGAUACACGAAGACCGCGAACGUCCCUGACGGAGAAAUUGGAAAAGUCGCGACAGCUGCAGCCGAAAUCACAAGACUAUGAGUUUUAUACUACGAAACCGGGAAAUUCGACUAAGAAGCAACAAUCAACAGAGCCGGAGGAUGGUAACUGGGAAGAGGUCAUCGAGGACGACGAUGACGACCUGGACCGCGAUAGAGACGUGACAGUCGACCUCAACGAACCACACUCGCGAUCCGGGAGAUAUUGGAAGACCGAAUACCAGCGCUACCAUGAUGAGGCUCGUGCCGAAAUGGAGAAGCUGGUCAAAUACAAGCAGCUUGCCAAGGCAUACGCUAAGAACAAGGAUGCCGAAGCUAUGCGACUGAAGGAACGCUUGUCUGAGGAGCAGGCCAGGGUUGCGGAGAUGGAGGCCAAGGUUGGCGAGUUGACGCGCCAGAUUGCGAUCAGGGUCAGCAAUAGCGGCGGUUCAAUGCAAGAGGACGCCGAGGUCAUUCGCGACUUGGCAAAACAGACUACACUAGCAACGCAGUAUCGAACACAGGUCAAGGAGCUCGAGGCCCUUGUCAAGAAAGGCCUGGACAAAGGCUUCUCGGACCAUGGUGACGAUGGCAACGGACUACGGGCGGUAUCUCCUCGAACCAGUCAGACCCUCAUGGAAACGCAGCGACAGCUCAAGCGGGCCAGGGAUCAGGUCCAGGAGUUGGGCGGGCUGAAGAACGAACACAGAAAACUCAAGACCGACCUUCGAGCUGCUGAGAAGCGUGCCCAAGAGCUGGAUCUUGCCAAGGACAGGGUUGAGGCCGAUCUAAGCGCCGCCAACACCGAGAACAAAGAGUUGACUGCAAAACUAGCAUUGGUCGAGGAGCGGGCUCGUCGCAAGGCAGAGGCCCUUGACAAGCUGCAGGAAGACUACGAAAAGCUGCGCGAGGAAUCUAGACGGACCACCAGAGAGAACAGAGCAGCAAUGCGAGCCAAGGACGAUGAGAUUUCUCGUCUGAAGAAGCUUCUCGACAAGAGUUCAGAUGUCCAGAUAUCAUCAGAACGAGCUAGCGAGGAUCUUAACGCGCCAUACUCGACAGAUGCACCAAAUGCGGACUGGACGCUGAAUGUAACCCAACUGGGAGACGUGGAAGGUCGCCCGGAAAUUCAACGUGCAAACAGCGGCAAGCGUCAAGAUGCGGCCAAGGAACCUGGUGCCGAUAUUACCAACGAUACUUCUGGCUGGACUGCAAGGCUUGAUCAGCUGGAUAAGGAACUGAAGCUGGCCUCGCCGAGAUACGAAGAGCCCAAAGCCGAGGUUGCUGCCAAAGUGACAGCUGUAGACGACGACGCCCUCACGACAGACUCGUUACACAUCGACAAGAACGACUUUACUCAGCGACUCAACAUGUUGGAGCAGCAUGUUUAUCCCGCGGAUACAAAACCGUCAGCGAGAGACAGUCGUGCAGCACGAAGAGACGCGACGAGGGCGACAGGAGCCGAGGACCGCAGGCAUAUCAGUACAGUUGUUGAGGAAGAUUCUGGUUGGACUGCCGGCGAGUCUCCAAUUCGAGACCGACUCCGAUCGAGGUCACAGUCAAGACAGCGUCCUGCUGCAGCCUCAGCAGCCUCCACGCCCCCUCGGGCAACAAUGGCAGCUCGACGGAAAUCAGCGUCCGCUCUAGCGGAGCGCAAGACAAGCGAGGAGGAUAAUUUCACGUUCGACAUCAACGAUGACGACUUUACAAAGCCUCUCGGCCGCUCAUCGGACAACAUGUUGAACGACCCCGAGGCUACACCUCGUGCUGCCGCUACCGGUUCCAAACGACCGGCGGUCUCCGUGCUCGAUAGACGGGUGAGCGUCGCUGACAUCCCUGCCUCGAGCGCUCGAACGCGUAGCUACGAAAUCAAAAACAACCGACCUUCGUCAUCGUCUUCGGAUGAGGACAUGAACAUCGACCUUCUAAGCAAUAAAUUUGCGCGACUUGGAGCGGCGGCCAACAGCAAGCAGCCCCAUCCCAUGGACGAUAGCGUCGUCGAGGCGUGGAGGACGAUGAACACGUCGAUGCGCAGCACUGCAUCGACCCUCCCUCCCGGAAGGCACGCUGCAGCUAUGGCUAGACUUGAGAAGCGGAGGGCGGACCGAAGAAGGCGCGGUGCCCAGGGGUUUGAUAAGGAGAAUGUGCGGCCAUGAGUGAGUCGUGGUGUGUUUUAGUUGGGCUGAUGCAUAUGUCAUCACUGGUGCCAAAGGUUGCAUGGUGCAUGAGUUGUCCGAGUUCUAGAGCUAAGAUGGCAGCAUCCCAUCUGGUGAUUGUGUUUGUUGUUUUCUGUUGAUACCUAAGCCUGUUUGAUGGAUUUGUUGUAUCAGGGAUGAGUUUAAGUUGCAUUGUUUGGCGUUUGGAAGAAUGGGCACAGAACAGAAAUUAAAUUCAUGUUUUGAGUGUUACUUGCGAUUCGUGUUAGUUGCCGUGGGCUGAUGGACGAUAUAGUCCAUCUAGACUAGACUAGACCGAGGUCUGGUGUUUCGAC
Pyricularia oryzae 70-15 is the source of this 3049-nucleotide messenger RNA. RefSeq lists its product as uncharacterized. The record is from RefSeq and is a predicted model, not a curated record. NCBI's taxonomy places the organism in Eukaryota, Fungi, Ascomycota, Sordariomycetes, Magnaporthales, Pyriculariaceae. The coding region runs from base 114 to 2714 and encodes 866 amino acids. The transcript is spliced from 2 exons.